AUGACGCAACUUCGACAUGCUUUGGUGAAGACGCGGAAGCAGCUGGCGCACGUGAAGCAGGGGUCGCAGAGGCAGGCGGUUCUGAGCGAGUACGAGAAGGAACUGGUACAGCUCAUCUCGCGCGGGUACGAAGGGCUGCGCGAGCACGGCACAAGGCAAAGGCUGGAGGAUGCAGGAGAAGAUGUUGAGGCGCAGAUGGCGUCGUUGGAAGAGACACUUGUCAAGUUUACGCAAAAAGUGUUAGCCAAAUUCGCAGCAAUUCGACACCCGUUGGCCGAGAUGUGUGGUGCCGCAGACAGCGCCGUUGCUAAGCCCAGCGAAUCAGCAGCUGACGACGACACUCUGAGGCAAUACUUUCAAGCGUCUCUCUCAUUGGAGGAUACUGCAGAAAAGCCGGUUGCCGUGCCCGCGGAGCCAAUGGAUGAAACGCGCAGCAUUCACAGCCGGGAGGCGUUGGAGAAGAUGACCAUGCAGCAACUCAGGGCCCAACUUGCACCGUUUGAGCGCAAAGGUGUUCGGAAGAAGUGCGACCUGGUGGCUGCCAUUGUGCGGAAGGCUAAAAGCUCAGCUGAUGGCGCCAUUGAAAAAUAG
Effrenium voratum is the source of this 591-nucleotide messenger RNA. NCBI's taxonomy places the organism in Eukaryota, Dinophyceae, Suessiales, Symbiodiniaceae. The record is from the annotation of a GenBank genome assembly.